AUGCCAACCCCAGAGAUGCCAAAUCAUGUGAUAUUUGACACAACCCUGUUCGACACGUCAAACAGCUACUCUGCCCUAAGCGACAUCACACAUACAGAUAGUGAAAUCAGCUUCAGCCGCCCAAAUGCCACUUCGUCAAGGGAAAGCCCCACUGCUGCCAGGGCUGAAAAUGGACUGAGAACUCUGGUCGUUAAUUGCCAGUCAAUCAAAAGCCCAGGCAAGAAGGCGAUACUGCAAAACAUGAUUGAAGCGACACAGUAUCUAGAGGAGCUCAACGCCAUCCUCACCAGAAUCCCGAGAAACGCCCACCUAUUGCUGAGAGGUGACUUCCACCUGCCUGAUAUUGACUGGGAAAAUGAAUGCCCUAAACCACAGGCCACAAACAACACCCAAUGUAAACAGCUCCUGUCAAUAGCCACGGACGCAUCACUUGACCAAGUUGUCCAGUCGCCCACGCGUAUCACGGAGUACACCAGUAACAUUCUUGACGUUUUCUUCACAAACAACAUCACUCUCAUCAAUAAAUGUGAGACUAUCCCUGGGAUAGGCGACCACGAAGCCAUAUUUGUGGACGCUAGCUUACGCCCAAGGAAGGUGAAGAAACCGGCAAGAAAGGUAUACCAAUACAGGAAAGCCGACUACCAGUCAAUGCGCGAUGAGUUGUCCGCACAGACUUCACAGUUUAUGGAAAACACCAAAGAUAUGACAGUAAAUGACACGUGGUCUAUCUUUGAAGAGCUCCUAAAAAGGCUUAUGAACCAACACAUUCCUUCGAAAAUGCUGUCUGGAAAUAAGGUACACAAACCUUGGAUAACAAAAGCGGUCAAGGCCCUCCACAGGAAAAGAAAUAAACUCUUCGCCAGACAAAAAGCGAAAGGAAAGUCGAAAGAUCGUCAUACCUAUCUCCGGGCCAAAGCUACCUCUCAGCGACUAGAGAGGCAGGCUUAUUGGAAAUACAUCGAGAACCUCAUAGAAGUCGGCGACCAAGAACAAGAACAGCAACCCAACAAGCAGAAGAGGUUCUUGAACUUCAUCAAGUCGACUAGAAAGGACAACUCUGGGGUGGCACCCUUGAAAGAAAAUGGCAGGCUAAACAGCGACCCACUAGACAAGGACAAUAUACUGAACCGACAAUAUCAGUCAGUGUUCACCAACGACAAGGACUGUAAUGCAAACCCAACACCAGAUGGGGAACCAGCACCAACUAUGCCACAUAUCGAGGUUACGACCCAAGGAGUGAUGAAGCUACUGAUGAAGCUUAACCCCCAAAAGGCAUCGGGCCCAGAUAUUCUCCCAGCAAGUGUACUAAAAGAACUGGCAAAUCAGUGCGCCCCAUACCUCUCCCUUAUAUACCAAAAGUGCCUGUCAGCUGGAUCCAUCUCAGAUAUUUGGAAGACUGCUACAGUGUCUGCAAUAUUCAAUGAGGGAGACAGGUACAAAGCAAGCAACUACCGCCCAGUAUCACUCACCAGCAUAUGUUGUAAAAUGCUGGAGCAUAUCAUUGUUAGCAAUGUCAUGGGACACCUGGACAGGAACAACAUCCUUACUGACGGUCAGCAUGGAUUCAGAAAGAGGCGGAGCUGUGAAACGCAACUCCUAACUCUGUCCGACGAACUCCUGAAGUCCCUAGACAAAGGGAAACAACAUGAUCUUGCCAUUCUGGACUUCAGCAAAGCGUUCGACAAAGUUCCACACCAGCGCCUGCUGACCAAGCUGCACCACAACGGCAUACGCGGCCAGACCUUGGAAUGGAUCCGAGCCUUCCUGACAGACAGAACACAGAGAGUUUCUGAACUUACGGAUAGGCAACGAGGAGGUAAAAGUGCAGCAUACUUUUCCCUCGUUCGCCCUAACCUAGAGUACUGCGGCACUGUGUGGAGCCCAUACCAUAAGGAGCAGAUCCAUGACCUGGAGAUGGUCCAAAGACGAGCAGCUCGCUAUGUGACGAACAGAUAUCACAACACCAGUAGCGUCACAUCAAUGCUCCAACACCUUCAGUGGGAAACUCUAGAGUCCAGAAGAAGCAAAGCCAAGCUGACAAUGGUCUAUAAGAUAACCAACGACCUCAUGGACAUACCAGUUUCGAAAUAUCUUUCCCCUGGCUCAAGCCGGACACGAGCAAACCACUCCAUCCAGUUCCUGCCAUUAUCGACAUCCACUUCAUACUUUCGGUACAGCUUUUUUCCAUGUAUAAUUGCCACCUGGAACAACCUACCAGCCUCCAUCGCUGAAUCCCCCGACUUGGUCCUGAAUGGACUCAAGCAGCAUUUUGAACAAAUCAUUCUGGUUGACAUGUUAGGUUUUGGAUUCUCGGAUAAGCCGUUGAAUAGUGACUACCUAAUUGAGGAGCAGGCAAAUACCCACGACACACUUCUGGUCUCGCUGUCUGUAAACCACACCCACGUGCUGUCACAUGACUACGGGGACACUGUCGCACUCGAGUUGUUACACAGGUACUAA
Messenger RNA from Dreissena polymorpha, 2460 nucleotides. RefSeq lists its product as uncharacterized. The transcript is spliced from 7 exons. The record is from RefSeq and is a predicted model, not a curated record. Gene Ontology annotation, molecular function: catalytic activity. The coding region runs from base 1 to 2460 and encodes 819 amino acids. NCBI's taxonomy places the organism in Eukaryota, Metazoa, Mollusca, Bivalvia, Myida, Dreissenidae.